Molecule: messenger RNA, 830 nt
Organism: Daphnia pulicaria
Lineage: Eukaryota; Metazoa; Arthropoda; Branchiopoda; Diplostraca; Daphniidae
Product: phosphatidylinositol 4-phosphate 5-kinase type-1 alpha-like
Exons: 3
Coding region: 253-738 (161 amino acids)
Biological process (GO): phosphatidylinositol metabolic process
Molecular function (GO): phosphatidylinositol kinase activity
Source: RefSeq, a predicted model, not a curated record
UGAUGACGUAUCGGCUAUAGCUAUUACGUAACACGUAUUACUUGGCCUUUUGAGGAUAACGGCCGAAGCCAAGCCCUUGUCUGGGCUUGUCUAGACUUGCAAAACACGAAUUGGCGGGAACUCUAUAAUAGCGGAUAAGAUAGAAAAGCAAGCUUAUCAGCUCGCCGAAGGGAUAUACAGGAAGCGGAGAUAUACAACGCGCUGAUUAAUUCCAUCCAGCGAGACUGCCGUGUUUUGGAAAGCUUCAAAAUUAUGGACUACAGUCUUUUGGUUGCCAUCCACAAUCUCGAUUUGGCGGCUAAAGACGAUGCCGAGCAUCGGCGCAACAAUUCGAUUGACGGAGAAAACAGUGCGGGAACUAAAACUUCGUUUCGGACAGCCAAAACUAGUCAAUCGCCAAUUAUUCUUCGAAAGGGUUCCAUCGUCAGUCGACGAAAACUAGUGGCCCAUUCAACUACGCUAGAAAGUAUCCAGAUGAGAAAUGAACCCAGUGGCAAGGGAGAUUAUAGUCGACUUGACGGUAUACCAGCUCGUAACGCCAAGGGCGACAGAUUGAUUGUGUUUCUAGGCAUCAUCGACAUUUUGCAGAACUAUCGACUGGCGAAAAAAAUUGAACAUGCGCUAAAGGCAACCAUUCACGAUGGAGAUUCGAUAUCGGUUCACCAUCCUGCUUUGUACUCCCAGCGUUUCCAAAACUUCAUGGCAAAUCAGGUCUUUCGAAAAAUUUCCUCGUGUUAAUCAAAAUGGAUAAAUUAUUUGUCAUUCCAUGCCAAAAGUUCGUUCGAUCUGGCGUUUUGAUAUUAUCAAACCUUGAAAAUACAUUUGUUGUU